Octopus bimaculoides (California two-spot octopus) is the source of this 1830-nucleotide messenger RNA. Its product is annotated as putative transporter slc-17.2. The record is from RefSeq and is a predicted model, not a curated record. Gene Ontology annotation, cellular component: membrane. NCBI's taxonomy places the organism in Eukaryota, Metazoa, Mollusca, Cephalopoda, Octopoda, Octopodidae. Gene Ontology annotation, biological process: transmembrane transport; monoatomic anion transport. Gene Ontology annotation, molecular function: transmembrane transporter activity.
UCAUAACUGAUGCUUAUCAAUACAAUGACUGCAUUGAUAAAACUGUAUCAGUUACAGUGACUGGUAAAUAGCAUUCAUGUUUAUCGAUAGUAAAGUGUACCAAUAUACUGUGAGAUGUAACUGCACUAAAUCUGUAAAAACAGCUUUUAUGUGAUGAAAUCGUCUUAAACAAAUCAAAAAAAUUAACAAAGCAAUGGAAUAAGUUCUCAAACUGUAAUUAUUAUCUUCUAGUCUUCGUUUACACUUUUACAAUUUACACCACUCACAGUUUGAUAUACUUUCAAACAAUUAACUUCCAGCAAAAUAUUGUGAGAAUUAAUAGAAAGGGCAUAAUAAUGUCGAAAUUUACUCGUUGUAUAAAGUGUUAUUCUUCAUGUCGAUGGAGAUUAUGUUAUGCCUGUACAGUUGCUUUUCUUCUGAUGCAAACAUUAAGAGUUGAUUUAAGUAUGGCAUUUGUUUGUAUGUUGAAAACUCCCAAUCGUACAACUGAGGAAAUUAAGUUUACUACAGUGAACCAGCAGUGUUCCGGUUUAGAUAAUCACUCACUAAACCAAAAUUAUGAAGGGGAAUUAGAAUGGAGCAGUACUCUACAAUCAAACAUAUUGGCUGGAUACUUCUACGGAUAUAUAGCAACUAAUAUUUUGGGUGGAAUUUUGGCAGACAAAUAUGGUGGGAAAAGAGUUCUAGGAGGUUCGCUUUUAUCAGCAUCGAUUUUGACCAUUCUUCACCCAAGUUUAUCUCGAAUUAGUGGUUACUUUACUCUUAUUCUAAGAAUAUUAACGGGUGCAGUAUCAGGACCGUUGUCUCCUGCGAUUUACUCUUUAUUUGGACGUUGGAUCCCUCCAGAUGAGAUAAGUUUAUUUGUUGCGAUUACAUAUGCUGGUCAAAUUCUUGGGAGUGUUGUAGGCCUUUCAAUAUCUGGUUACCUUUGUGUUUAUGGAUUUGACAAUGGAUGGGGUUCUAUAUUUUAUGUAUUUGGUGGAUCAUGGUUAGUAUUUAGCACUGUAUGGUUUUAUGUGGCUUAUGAUAAUCCAGAUGCCCAUCCCGCUAUCAGUGAAGAAGAAAGUUCUCACUUAAAGAGAACUGUAAUAAGUGAAAAGGUAGUUCAAAAAGUACCAUGGAAACGGCUGUUGCUUUCACCUGCUGUCUGGGCAAUCAACUUCGGUUUCUUCGCUUAUUCCUGGACGGAUUUAUGUUUCCAGAUGUUGCUGCCUCUAUAUAUGAAGGAAACUUUAAAAGUUAAAGCAGCAUCCAACGGUUUAAUGUCGUCUGCUCCUUCGAUUGGACAAAUCAUUGCUCUGCCGUUGUGUGGAAGAUUUGCAGAUUUUAUACGUUCAAAGAAAUACGUGUCAACUCAUUCAGUUCGAGUUUUAUUCCAGACCUUUUCUUUGGUUACAUCAGCUUGUCUGCUGAUAAGCGUAGGCUUUCUGACAUGUGAUCUAACCGUUCUGAUAACUAUCCUCUUGUUUCUCAGUGGUAUAACUCUAUCAUUUUCUAGUGGUGGUGUCAUCGUCAACAAUAUUGACUUCGCUCCAAGUUAUGCUGGUGUUAUAUAUGGAAUUGCUAACACCUUUUGCUCAAUGGCUGGUAGUAUUAGUUCCUUAUCUACAAAAGCUUUGACCCCAAACGGUACACAAGAAGAAUGGCAGAUCGUGUUUGCUCUGUGUGCUUCUAUAUGUUUAUGUGGUGCAAUACUAUUUGCAAUCUUAGUGAGAACAGAAAUCCAAGACUGGGAAAGGUCUGAAGGAUCCAGAGCAGCUGUUACUCCCAGAGAAAUGAAUAGAAUUACAACAGUUUAACUAAUGUAAUACAUAGAUAUAUAUGUGUGUG